This is a messenger RNA of Elgaria multicarinata webbii, 4124 nucleotides long. It is a transcript of the gene USP38, whose product is annotated as ubiquitin specific peptidase 38. Gene Ontology annotation, molecular function: cysteine-type deubiquitinase activity. The record is from RefSeq and is a predicted model, not a curated record. Gene Ontology annotation, biological process: ubiquitin-dependent protein catabolic process; protein deubiquitination. Bases 164 to 3310 code for a protein of 1048 amino acids. Gene Ontology annotation, cellular component: nucleus; cytosol. Lineage: Eukaryota; Metazoa; Chordata; Lepidosauria; Squamata; Anguidae. The transcript has 10 exons.
GCCUCUGAGCUUCCAGUUUUGAGAAACCUCCCGAGAACGGCCGGCUCGGGCUGAUGUUGAGGCAACGCUGCCGGUCGGGAGGCCGAGGGGCAGCCGUCGGGUGAAGCGGCCGUCGGGAGGGGCCGGAAGCGGCUGGGCGGCCGAUGCUGGGACGGAGCUCGCCAUGGACAAGAUCCUGGAGGGGCUGGUGAGCUCGUCGCACCCGCUGCCGGUGAAGCGCGUGAUCGUGAGGCGCGUGGUGGAGUCGGCGGAGACGCCGCUGAGCGGCCCGCAGUGCCAGGCCAUGUUCGCCCUCAGCACCCGCCUCAUCCUGCAGGGGCCCGACCAAUUCCAGCGUCAGGUCGGGCGGCAGGUGCUCGAGGCCUACGCUCGCCACCACCGCGACGACUUCGAGGCCUUCUUCACGGGCGGCCUGGUGUUGGCUUUGCUUCAGGGGGGAGGCCCGGCGUCGCUGGCCCGGUCCCCUCGCCUCGGGCCUAGCUUGGACCCGGCCGUGCUGGAUUACAUCCAGGGCGGCCUGCGCCUGCUCAUCAGCUGCCCGGCGGUGCUGGAGCUGUUCGCGCUGCUCCAAGGGGAAGCGCUACGGCUGGUGGGCGAGAGGCCCCCGGCCCCGCUGUGCGCCCGCCUCUGCCAACUCCUGAGCGACUUCCCGCAGUGCCUGCCCCGCGGCAGAAAGCCGGCCCUCGCCUUCUGCCAGCAGCUGGUGCGCAGCAUCGCCCACUUCCAGACGCAAGGCACCCGCGAGGCCGAGCUGCGCCUCUACGUCUCCCAGGUCACCCAAGUCAGCGGCCUUCUGCACAGCAUCUGGAAGGCAGAGCCCGACACGCUGCUGCCCUCUUUGCAGGAACUCUUCGCCAUCAUCUCCUCCACUGAUACUACUUUUGAACCCUCGGUUGCCUUGGCAAGUCUUGUUCAACAUAUCCCAUUACAGAUGAUUACUGUGCUCAUUGGAAGCCUUACCACAGAUCCAAAUGUCAAAGAUGCAAGUAUGACACAAGCUUUGUGCAGAAUGAUUGAGUGGCUGUCCUGGCCAUUAGCUCAGCAUGUGGAGACCUGGGUGAUAGCACUGUUGAAAGGACUGGCUGCAGUCCAGAAGUUUACUAUCCUUAUUGAUGUUACUUUGCUUAAGAUUGAACUGGUUUUUAAUCGACUUUGGUUUCCUCUUGUGAGACCUGGUGCUUUGGCUGUCCUUUCUCACAUGUUGCUUAGUUUUCAGCAUUCUCCAGAGGCUUUUCACUUGAUUGUUCCACAUGUGGCCAAGUUGGUAAAAUCUUUCAAAAGCAAUGGCCUGCUCUCCAGUGCAACAUUCUUGGGACAGCUCAGUGAGUUAAUACAUUGUAUGAUGUAUCAUUACUCUGGAUUCCCAGAACUCUAUGAACCUAUUCUGGAAACUAUCAAGGAGCUUCCAAAACCCAAUGAAGAGAAAAUUAAGAUGAUACUGAAUCAGAGUGCCUGGACGUCUCAGUCCAAUUCCUUGCAAUCUUGUUUGUCUAGAUUUUCUGGAAAAUCUGAAACUGGAAAGACUGGUCUAAUUAACUUAGGAAAUACAUGUUAUAUGAACAGUGUGAUUCAGGCAUUAUUCAUGGCUACAGAUUUCAGAAGACAUGUAUUAUCAUUAAAUCUAAACGGGUGCAAUUCACUAAUGAGAAAGUUGCAACAUCUCUUUGCAUUUUUGGCUCAUACUCAGAGGGAAGCAUAUGCACCUCGGAUUUUCUUUGAGGCUUCCAGGCCACCCUGGUUCACCCCUAGAUCCCAGCAGGAUUGCUCUGAAUAUCUCAGAUUCCUGCUAGACCGGCUUCAUGAAGAAGAGAGGACCUUGAAAGCUUUGUCUUCAUCAAAGCUUCCAGAAGAUAUGAAUGAAGAGUCCCUAGUUCAAGAGGUAUCCACCAAGACACAGAUGCUUACAAAACCAUCUUGCACAGCAAGGGAGGAGAGAACCUUGAUAGAGAAGAUGUUUCGAGGGAAACUGCAAACAAGCAUAUGCUGUUUAAACUGCAAAAGUACUUCUCACAAAGAAGAAGCCUUCACAGAUCUCUCGCUUGCUUUCUGUCCUCCAAUAUUCUUAGAAAAUGUUGACCCGCCAAGUGCAGAAAAUGUGUCUGAAGGGAAAGAUGAUUGCAUGGAACAAGUCAGUACUGGGGCAUUCAGUCCUGUGGCAGAAACAGUUUCUGAUGGUCUAGCAGUUGGUGACUGCUGUGAAAUGGUCACAAGCGACGGAAUGUUGAAAGACCUACCCAUCGACUCAAACUGUGAAAACGCUGCAGAUCCUUUUCUGUGCAAGGCUGAAGACAGGGAUAGUUUACAGAAGCACAUCAGUGGAGCUACUCCCUCAGUUACUGACCUGCUGAAUUAUUUUCUGGCAACUGAGGUUCUUAAAGGGGAUAACAAAUACUAUUGUGAAAAAUGUGCCUCUCUACAGAAUGCGGAAAAAACUAUGCAGAUUGUGGAGGAGCCAGAAUACCUCAUUCUCACUCUUUUAAGAUUUUCAUAUGACCCCAAGUGUCAUAUUAGGCGCAAAAUCUUAGACAAUGUGUCUCUUCCCCUUGUUCUGGAGUUACCUGUCAAAAGAACUGCCUCCUCCUUAAGUCCAGUAUCAGGCAUGUGGUCAAUGGGUGUUGAGUUUUCUGACACUGGUGAGAAUCUAGCUAAGAAACUCAAGCCUUCUGGUGCUGAAGAAGUGGUUUGCCCUCAACUGGUCCCCUAUGUAUUAAGUUCUGUAGUCGUGCACUCUGGCGUAUCUUCUGAAAGUGGGCAUUAUUAUUCUUAUGCCCGAAACAUUGCUAGUUCAGGGCCCUCAUUAGGAUCUUUUGAUCAAGCCCAAAGUCUGACUUUAGCUUAUCCACAAAGCAAUUUAAUGGCUGGAGAGGCUCCAGUUGCAGCUGUUGAAAAGGAACUGGAUGAAAAUGAGGUGUCAAAGGAGUGGUUUUUAUUUAAUGAUAGCAGAGUGACAUUUACCUCAUUUCAGUCAGUCCAGAAAAUUACAAGCAGAUUCCCCAAGGACACGGCUUAUGUGCUGUUAUACAAAAAACAGAACAGUGCUAAUGCUCUCAGCACUAAAUCGGCCAAUGGGCUCUGGGUUAAUGGAGAGCCUCCUCUUCAGAAAGAUCUUAUGGAUGCCAUUACAAAAGACAAUAAGCUAUAUUUACAGGAGCAAGAGCUCAGUGCUCGAACACAGGCCCUACAAGCAGCCGCAGCUUCAUGUUCCUUUCGGCCAAAUGGAUUUGAUGACAACGACCCCCCAGGAAGCUGUGGGCCAACUGGUGGAGGUGGCGGGGGAGGAUUUAGUACUAUUGGCCGGCUCGUGUUCUGAGGAAGGAGAGUGUCAGAUGCAUUGGUUCCCUAAACAGCUCCUACUACUGCUUAGGACUGUUAUCACUGAACUGUAUUAAAUAAUGUACCAAGCCUUUUUCAAGAUGUGAUCUUUGUUCUAAAGGGAACGUUUGUUUUUUAUUUGAAAUAAAUGAGUGCAUCAUGGAGAAAUCUACCUCUGAAAUUCAGUUGUUUUUAUGAAAAGAUAUCCUUGGCCAAAAGAGGAGUUCGAAGAUUUUUAUUACACUAGUUUAACUAAUAAAAGCACUUACAAGAUGUAAUUCCAAAUCCCUUGAUGAAGAUAUACUUAUUCUUUGAAAGAUGGUUACUCAACUCCAACAGUGUGUGUGGUGGAUUUAAUUUUUUUCCAUAAAUCUAUAAAUCCUUAAAGGCACUAGCUAUGGUAACUAUAAAAUAAUUGAAAAUCCAAACUGUUAACAAUGUAAUCCAGGAUAAGAAAUAUUCUAAUUUACUAUAUUUGCAUUACAGGUACAUAUGUACAGAAGUCACUUUAAUGUGCUUGUUAAAUCACUUUUCUAAAUGUGCAUGGUCUUGUAGGAACGAAGUUUUUAAGUAUAUAAAAAAGCAAAGUUUGUAGUAUUUCUAAUUGCUUUGAGGAUUUUAAAUUAUUUCAGGGAGUACAUCUGUGUUUUGAAGGAAGAGACUCUGUAUGUGCCUUGUUGUACUGUAACAAAGUACAAAACUUUUUGAGGCUGCAGAAAAGUGAGAUGUUAAUUUCUUGUUUAAUAUGAAGUUCAUGAAUUUUUGAAAAGUGUUAGCUUCUCCAGAAGUAAAGUUUGUUGGUUCUAAAAUUA